CUAGUAUUCUUACAUUUUUAUAUCAAAAACAAAUUUAUAUAUAUACCAUCUCCUUGUUUAGAAAAACUCAGCUUAAAUUAUAAUCGAUUGUAAAAUAAUGGGCACUCAAUCAGUUAUAAGUCGAGAGAUGGUGCAUAUCCUGCCGUGUGAAAGGGACGAUCGUAUCACUUGCCCCGAUGUAAUAGAUGAUUCUUUGCCAUUCCAAAAAAAUACCGAGAAGACGGAGCCAGAGACUGAAGGCGGCGAGUCUGUAAUAGAAGAAGAGGAGCCUGACUCUGAGGAACUGGUUAAUCCUGAUGCAAAGUACGCCUGGAAUGCACCUUGCCUGAUGGUUAUUUUCGAGGAAAGCGACCUCAGUUCUGCUCUCCAUUAUCUCAUCGAAUCGCUGCAGGAUCCUUUUGCCCUGGAUGCGGUGGCAGUUCUUCUGGUUCAGGAGAGUCUCUUACAAGAACUUGUGGGUCGAGUGGUGAGCCUAAUGAAGCCCCUUGACUCCAGGGUGGCCAAUCAUCCCUGCUACAAACGCACCCUGAAGAAGCUGGCAGAACUGAAGCCAGAGGUGAUUGUGGGACCUGCUGAGAGUGUCUUUCCCGAUGCCACACCCAUGCUGGUGCGGGACAUUCCCCACCGAUAUCUGGGCGAGGGACCCACUGGUAUAAUCACCAUGCACGUCUUUCGCACACCCUACGAUGCCACACGGGUAUAUCGGAAGGAGCAUCCGCUGCCCAUAGCAUCGGUGAGCAUCUGGAGCGAGAAGAUUUCAAGUCUCUACGAUGUGAUGGGCCUGAUGGAUAUUGUUACCUUUCAAAUCAACUGCUUCAAUGUGAACAUGGAGCCCAUCAAGAAGGACUUUGAGCAACAAAGAAAUUGUGUGCAGAUGCAUAAGGGCUAUCACUACGAAACGCUGCAGAUUAAUUACAAUCGAAAGAUUGUUGUCUAUCCGGUGGGAACUAUCUAUGGCAACUGAAGCUAUUUUUGUGAUUAAAUAAAUUAAUUAAUUAUC
Molecule: messenger RNA, 1000 nt
Organism: Drosophila kikkawai
Lineage: Eukaryota; Metazoa; Arthropoda; Insecta; Diptera; Drosophilidae
Source: RefSeq, a predicted model, not a curated record